AUGAUGGUUGGCAAGAACAAGCACCUUACAAAAGGUGGUAAAAAGAGAGCCAAGAAGAAAGUGGUUGACCCAUUUUCUAAGAAAGAUUGGUAUGAUGGGAAAACACUGGCCAUGUUCAAUAUAAGGAAUAUUGGGAAAACAUUAGUCACGAGGACUCAAGGAACCAAAAUCGCAUCUGAUGGCCUCAAGGGUCAAGUGUUUGAAGUGAGCCUCGCCAAUCUGCAGAAUGAUGAAGUUGCAUUUAGAAAAUUCAAGCUAAUUACUGAGGAUGUUUAGGGCAAAAACUGCUUGACCAACUUCCAUGGCAUGGAUCUCACCUGAGACAAAAUCGGAAGAGCAC
Molecule: messenger RNA, 340 nt
Organism: Perognathus longimembris pacificus (Pacific pocket mouse)
Lineage: Eukaryota; Metazoa; Chordata; Mammalia; Rodentia; Heteromyidae
Product: 40S ribosomal protein S3a-like
Exons: 2
Coding region: 1-276 (91 amino acids)
Biological process (GO): translation
Cellular component (GO): ribosome; cytosol
Molecular function (GO): structural constituent of ribosome
Source: RefSeq, a predicted model, not a curated record